Messenger RNA from Triticum turgidum subsp. durum (durum wheat), 1464 nucleotides. NCBI's taxonomy places the organism in Eukaryota, Viridiplantae, Streptophyta, Magnoliopsida, Poales, Poaceae. The record is from the annotation of a GenBank genome assembly.
AUGGCGCCCGAUUUGGCGGCGGCGAAUCGCCGUGUGAUGGAGGAUUUGACAAAGAAAUAUGGAGUGACCCCCGAAACCAUCGACUAUGUGACCCUUGGCCCGGUGUGCGUCGAGCCCCGCCGCAUCGUGAAGGUGCCUCGUCCUCCGAUCCCUUCCGCCGGCACGGAGGGGCCGCCGAGGCGUCAGCCCCGGGCGGAGCCGAGCCCGCUCGAGGCAGCGCUGCUGGACACCGUUCACCGGCACCACAUCCAGGCGCUCGCCAUGAUGGACCGCGAGAUCGUCGGCCGGCACGCGCGCGGCAUGCUGCUCGCGGGCUACGCCUACGGCCUCCACGACCCCGUCUGCAACAUCCUCGCCAACUGUCUCUGGCACGAUGCGGUGUUCCCCGCUUCCUCGAGCCAGGAGGUUCGUCAGCCCAUGAUGCUGAGCUGCAAGGCCAUAUUCCGCCUGGCUCGCCGCUCCCUCGAUGCCCUCGUCGCCUUCAUGAGGGCGUACGCGCCCACCCUGUCUGCUGAAGAGGCCAUGUCCUACCUGAGCAGAAGCCAUGGCAACCUUCACCAUGCCGCCGUGCUUGUUGACAGAGAAGGUGUUUUCCACACAAACCGCAUGGACGACGCCUUCAGGGCUGCCAUUCUGGCAGCGCAUCUCCCUAGUGACGCAGCUCGCGAGGCUCAAUUCUUUUUCAUUGUCAACUGUGCUCCUACAGAUGCUUUUCUUGCAAAGCAUGGAAUUCAUGGUCACCCAUUAGCUUUUGGAUUAUCUGACCUCAGGCCGCAAAGCAAUUCAUCGCUUAUAGUGCUUGAAUUUGUCAAGUUGGUUGUUUCCAGUUUAGCUCUCACACAGCCGCCACCAAGCUCGCCGAGCCUAAGCCAAGGAGCAUAUAGAGCGUUAAGGAUCAAGAUGCAUGCCUUCAAGGGGGAUCAGGAGUUUUGCCUUGGUAUAGUAAACAUCGCACUCAAGAAACUUGCGUUCCAGUUUGGGGAACUUUAUCAGAUUCAUCUACUAUGCGGCAAAAGUUUGGUUACUUUGGUUCCUGACAGCUAUUAUCAUGUCAACUUCUUGGCAUCUCUUGAGAGCGAGCCUAAUCAGCCUAAGCUGUUUUUUGCUGAGAUUCGUGCUUCACUUCAAGAUGUGGAUGAUGUGACCUUGUGCUGUCCCGUGACAUUAUCAGGAAGAACUGGUGGAUGCUCUGCUUGUGAGUAUCUGGGAAUGAAACUCAUCCAUCCUGUAGAUGAGAAGUUCAAUGGACAAUGUGACUUCACUAAGGGUAGAGACCCACACAUUGCUGAACUUUUCAGGAAAGACCCUACCUCAGAGUUUGAUGUUCCACUGAUUGAUGAUUACAUUUUCGUUGAGCUUGAUCAACACCCUGAGGUUACAACCUUCCUGGAGACCACUUACUCCUAUAUGAGUGAUGAUCAAGUGGACCUGAGUCUUUUGUGGUUUGAAAAUUAUCUGCCUUAA